AUGACCGUGGACGACAACUAUGACGGCGUCGAAGAAUUGGAUGCCCAAACGUCCGGUCCAAGCGAACUGGAACAAUCCGUUCCAGAAGUGCCACGGGUACGUGAUGAGCGUCCAAGCUUCACUGGGUUGGAUGCGAUCGCGUUAACGUUACGCAACCUGAGUCAACAACGGAAACGUACCACGCCAGAAGGAGGAAUGCAAUUCUAUGUUGCCAAGAAACGCCGAUCGAUCGACAAGUUUAUCGACGGAGCUGCUGAAGCCGUCAAGAAAGCAGCUACGGACUUGAUGUCCGUCAUGCUGCGGUGCGUGAAGAAAGGCGCUUUGAACGUAAGUUGCAGAGUCGCAUGA
Aphanomyces astaci is the source of this 348-nucleotide messenger RNA. RefSeq lists its product as hypothetical. The record is from RefSeq and is a predicted model, not a curated record. The transcript has 3 exons. Bases 1 to 348 code for a protein of 115 amino acids. NCBI's taxonomy places the organism in Eukaryota, Oomycota, Saprolegniomycetes, Saprolegniales, Verrucalvaceae.